This is a messenger RNA of Passer montanus (Eurasian tree sparrow), 774 nucleotides long. It is a transcript of the gene ATP5PO, whose product is annotated as ATP synthase peripheral stalk subunit OSCP. Gene Ontology annotation, cellular component: membrane. The transcript is spliced from 7 exons. Lineage: Eukaryota; Metazoa; Chordata; Aves; Passeriformes; Passeridae. Gene Ontology annotation, molecular function: proton-transporting ATP synthase activity, rotational mechanism. The coding region runs from base 76 to 711 and encodes 211 amino acids. Gene Ontology annotation, biological process: proton motive force-driven mitochondrial ATP synthesis. The record is from RefSeq and is a predicted model, not a curated record.
CCUAACGCCGCCGCGGUAGGCGUGGCCCCGCCGCGCCUGCGCAGUGCGCGGUGACCCUGGGGGCGGCCGGGAAAGAUGGCGGCGGCAGCCGGGCUCGUCUUGAAGGUGCGGCAGCUGAGCACGACGGCGGCGAGACCCGUGACCAAGCUGGUCAAGCCGCCCAUCCAGGUGUACGGGCUGGAAGGGCGCUAUGCCACCGCCCUCUACUCGGCAGCCAGCAAGCAGAAGAAGCUGGAGCAGGUGGAGAAGGAGCUGAGCCGGGUCAGGAGCCUCCUGAAGGACCCCAAGCUGUCUGGCGUGGUGAUGAACCCUCACACCAAGAGCUCAGUGAAGCAAAAAGCCGUGAACGACGCCCUGGCCAGAGAGAAGAUGUCCCCAAUCACCGUCAACCUGAUGAAUCUGCUGGCUGAGAACGGCCGCCUGCGCUACACCCCGGGCAUCGUGUCCGCCUUCGGGAAGAUCAUGAGCGCCGUCCGAGGGGAGGUGGUGUGCACGGUCACCACGGCCCAGCCCUUGGAUGAGGCUAACCUCACUGAACUGAAAACUGCUCUGAAUGGGUUCUUGGCUAAAGGAGAGGUGUUGAAGCUGGAGACUAAGACUGACCCAGCAAUCCUUGGUGGCAUGAUUGUCAACAUUGGGGAGAAGUACGUGGACAUGUCAACAAGGUCCAAGAUCCAGAAACUCACCAAAAUCAUGAGAGAGACUGUCUAGAGAGCUGUCCUGGUGGUUCCCAGGGAAACCUGUCACAUGGAAACAAUAAAAUUCUUCCUUCUU